GAGCUGGCCCUGUGGAGGCUCCCAUUUCUGAAGCGUGGGAGGCAAAAGAGGCGGCAGAUCGUAGAAUUCAGUUUGCACUCCAGCGGGUCUCGCAGGUCAUUAGAACCAAUAAGAGAAAGAAGCAGCGCCACCAGAGAGCCGACCCCUUUUCCGAGUCCUCCAGGCGGGCGGGGGCCAGGGAGCAAAAGGCGCCAUCCCUGCGCUGAGGGGCCCUGGGGGCCGGGUCCCGGAGCAUGGCGGACUGGACAGAGACCCUGAGCAUGUGGAGGUGGAGCUGCCGAGGCCGUCUGGCCAGCUGUCAAGUCCUCAUUGCUAGCGCUGCAAAGGCGGCCACAGCAACUGUAGCCGAGCCGCGCUUGCGGUCUUAGGCGGGAAAAAUGACAGCAUGAGUUCUGCCACUGCCUAGUUUCCUCCCUUUUCUUCUUUUGUGUUUUCCUCUUCCACACAUUCCGUCCUCCUCCUUUCCCAUCCCUGUACUCUUCUUCCCCCUGACCUUUGUGCUCUUUUCGCACUUCGGUCCUCUUCCAUAUAUCCUAUGCACUGCGUUUCCAUCUAUCCUUUAUCAAUCUCUGUGCCUCUUUCCUUCUCCCGUCUUUGUCUUUCCUCCAUCCUUUUUUUCAUCCUAUCCCCCCUCCCAACACAAGCUCUCCAUCCUCCUCCGCCCCCCACCCACCCCCACAUCCUGCCUCAUCUGCAUCCUCCUCUCCCACUUUUCUCCGCCCUCGAGCCCAAGCCUCCGCCCAUUAGCCCCCGCCCCCAGCUGCCAGUCCCCAGCAGCUCAGUCCUGCAGUGAGUCCAUAGCAAAGCACCAGGAGCUGAGCACUGCUGGCUGUGCGGGCUAGCAAGUCUCCGAAUGGCUCAGGAGAAAAUGGAGCUGGAUUUUGAGGCUGACACAUCUGAUGGGGGCACCCUGAGACGGGCCAACAGUGCUCCCCUGAUCCAUGUGCUCAGUGACCUUUCACAGGUUUUUGAGCCAUAUCCACUUAGAACUCGGAGGAACAGUGCGACAAUUAUGAGCCAUCAUAGCUUGGAAGAAGGCCUGGAUAUGAUGAACAGAGAAACUUCACAUGAAAGGGACGCUCAAGCAGGAAUGCAGAUAAGCCAGUCGUGGGAUGAAAGCUUGAGCCUGAGUGAUAGUGACUUUGACAAGCAAGAGAAGUUAUAUUCUCCAAAGAGAAUUGACUUUACUCCAGUUUCUCCGGCACCUUCCCCAACCAGGGAAUUUGGAAAGCAGAGUUUGUCACCAUCCUUGCAAAUGUUCGUGAGUAGCAGCGGUAUGCCACCGAGUCCUGUUCUGAAUGCAAGACAUUUUUCAAGCAGGAGGAGUCAGAGUCCAGUCAAGUGCAUUAGACCCAGUGCUCUUGGUCCUCUUAAGAGAAAAGGAGAGAUGGAGACAGAAAGCCAGCCUAAGAGACUCUUCCAAGGCUCUACCAGCAUGCUGCCUGCAGAUGCUACACAAUUGUCUGAUCUCAGUUCAUGGUGGUGUUAUCAAGGAGAAGAAAUUCCUGCCUUGACCAGAUGUGUGGAGCAUCUACAAAUGAACGAGUAGUUAUUUACACAAACCACUGUACAAAAGUAAGCGUCCAGGAAGCUGUCAGUGUCUCGGGUAGUAUUGCGAGGCCUUGGGUGCCUUGGGGUACAUUGCCAUGCUGUAGGGACGUGUAUCAUAAGGUCUUGUGGCAAGUGGAAGCUUUCUCUAUGUCAGUGCUAUUUUCCGUUUGUCUUUGCCGUUUCCUUUUCGUCACUGAGUUUGUUUUGUCACGUGACUGGUGGGUUCUUUGGUUAUCGUGCUGUGCUAGAGUCAGAGCCCAGUUCUUGUUCUUGUUCCCUAUAGCAAGCAGUUUAAUAUCUGUAAGGAAGCUUUGAGUUACUGAAAGGGUCAAUGUUCCGUGCCCUCUGCUUCCACAAGCUUUUUGAGCUCUAAGCAGUAUAUAUGCAGUGUGACGUAACAUAUGCUCUGUCAUUUUUGCAAGAAGAAACUCCAGCUAAAAUAUUUAAGAAAUCCAAGUGUGAUCUAUUGUGACAUUAUUUAUUAUUUAUUACACUACGUACAGUAUCCGUGCUGUUAGAUUUCUUUUCAUGUUCAACAUCGUGGGUGACAGUGUUUGAUAUCCACAUUUACCUGCUAGAAUUGUGGUAUUCUGUUUCUAAGUGAAUGGAAGAAGCAAACAGAAAAUGAUUACACUUAAGUCUUUUGAAAUCUAAAAUCCUUAGAGGUGGUUUGAAGGAAUUCCCAGACCAGAAAUUAGUGUGCUUGAUGCAAAACCUCUCUUCUAAUCGUUAGAGAACAUCACUCAGCUUGCAGCGGUCCGUUAGAGAAUCAGUCUGUUCUUAAGUUUACAUUCUAAUCACUGUCAUAACGGCUGUUAACGGCUUUCCUUCCCAUGUUGCUUUAGCCCGUGAAAAGCUCAUGAUCCCUCAGACCUAACAUAAAUGUGCUGUUCUAAGAAUCGCCCCUUGUGUGCCAUUUUAAAGAAACGUUUCUUUGAUGGCACUUGGUAUAUCCACUCUGUUAAUGAACCAUAUUCAAAGGCUUUUGCCUUCAUAAUGAUAAGAGAUGGCUUUGUCUUUCAGGACAUUUGUCAUGUUCCCUCUUCUAUCUUACUUCCUUAAAGGGGAACUUUUGAGUUCAAAUUUAGGGUACAAAUUUAGGACUGUUAAGAAAUAACCUUUGAAAUGGGAUGAUAUUUAAACAUGUUAAAAAUUCAGUGGUGAGGUAAAGCUGGAGCAGAGAACUGAAAUUGUCCCGGUGAUUUGAUGAGAUCAAAGAGGCAGGGGCUUCACUUUCCUGUUUUAAGCCUACUCUUUUAUUAAUGAAUUUAAUUGACUGUUUUCAAUUUUCUCUGUCAAUUUCAUAUAUGUAUGUACUUCAUUCUUAUUGCUCCCCCCCCACCCGCUCUCAUCUCACUCCCACCCGUCAAUCCCCGCUUCUCCCUACAAAUUCCUUUGCCACAUUCUUGUCUUUUCCUUUGUAAACUAAUCUUUUGUUAUUGUUGUCCUCUAUGUUUAAACGAACUAGAAAGCUAAGUUUGUACAGGGAUUGUUUUGAAAUACAAGAUAGGCAAUUCGCAGAGAAACUUUCUUGACAGUACCCCUUUAUUUUUAUAUAAAGUCUAAUAUUUGCAGUGUAGUUAUUGUUAUAAAGUAAAAUUCUUUCUUCCUAUUCUCAUAUUAUAUCAUAUAUUUUAAGCUUCUAUUUGAAAACUAGUAUAAGAAAUGAAACCAUAAUAAAAUCCUAUAGAUACUGGUUUUGCUUGACUGACUUAUAAAUCACUGUUUUAUGAUACCUGCUUUUGGAAUAAUAGAAAGUUUUGUGAAAUGUUUACCCAGUGUAUAUCUUAAGAAUGUGAAUUU
This is a messenger RNA of Chionomys nivalis (European snow vole), 3354 nucleotides long. It is a transcript of the gene Pabir2, whose product is annotated as PABIR family member 2. The record is from RefSeq and is a predicted model, not a curated record. Gene Ontology annotation, molecular function: protein serine/threonine phosphatase inhibitor activity. The coding region runs from base 854 to 1549 and encodes 231 amino acids. The transcript has 9 exons. NCBI's taxonomy places the organism in Eukaryota, Metazoa, Chordata, Mammalia, Rodentia, Cricetidae.